Pochonia chlamydosporia 170 is the source of this 1143-nucleotide messenger RNA. RefSeq names its product ferritin-like domain-containing protein. The record is from RefSeq and is a predicted model, not a curated record. Lineage: Eukaryota; Fungi; Ascomycota; Sordariomycetes; Hypocreales; Clavicipitaceae. The transcript is spliced from 2 exons. Bases 1 to 1143 code for a protein of 380 amino acids.
AUGCUCAUUAAACACAUCCUCUUCAACGUCUGUACCCUCACAACUCUCAUUCUCGCCGUCCCUACCACCCCGGAGUUCCCAUACCCCGUCCCCAGCACUAACAGCUUCCCGCAUCCCAAUAUCAAACAACUACACCACAUAGAAACAGCAGCCGACGGCCUCGUCAACACCACAAAUGCACCUCCUCACCCGAAACUAUCUCCCAAAGACAUCACAAACCUCCAACUUCUCGUAUUCAAUGAAUUCUUUGAAACCGCCUUCUUCAACUCCCUCUUACACAACAUCACCAACAACGUCACCGGAUAUGAAUACACAAAGAAAACCGAACUAGUGGCCAUUCUCAAAGACAUUCUAGCUCAAGAACAACUCCACGCCCUCAACGCCAUCUCCAUCCUCCAGGCCAACGACGCAUUCGUCCCCUCCCCCUGCAAAUACCAAUUCGGCUCAACGACCCUGCAACACGCCAUCAACUUCGCUCAGGUCUUCACCACAAUCUUCAUGGGCACUCUCCAAGAAAUAGCCGUCUCCUUCUCGAGAAGCAACCCCUCGCUAGUUCGCACCAUGGCCGCCAUGAUUGCAAAUGAAGCCGAGCAGGGCGGCUACUUUCGCCACGUGCUGGAGAAGAAGCCUUCUGCGCAUCCCUUCCCAACUACCUCGCUGCCGGAAUUUCUCUUCAGCGCAUUGAACAUUUACACCGUUACGGGGAGUUGCCCGUUCGCCGUGGACAAGAUUAACAUUACUGUCUUUCGGCCCUUUCAGUUAGAUGGAGUUGGAAUGAUUAAGCCGGAGGACCAGACGCUUAGCUUUACGACGGAUAUGGGGAGGGAUACUGCCGCCGCUAGGGGAAUGGGCUACGGCAGCAACGGUACAGGUUCGGGGUUGUUCAUUACUUAUUUGAAUGCGCAGUUGAAGCCGAUUUCUGAACCGGCCACGAAUCUGCGAUGGAAUGAUACGGUACUUACGGUUGACGCCAGAUUUCCGUAUAGUAAGUAUUUGAUGACAGGGUUGUCUUUGGCCGCUCUUACUACGAGAGGGGAUUUCUCUUCUGUGGACGCUGUUCCAGAGUUCACUUUGGCGGCGCCGGCGGUCAUGCAGGCUGAUCAUUAUCUCAACUCGGAGGAUAAGCUCGGUGGGUUAGAAUAG